Messenger RNA from Colletotrichum paranaense, 1218 nucleotides. RefSeq names its product calcineurin-like phosphoesterase. Bases 1 to 1218 code for a protein of 405 amino acids. Gene Ontology annotation, molecular function: hydrolase activity. The record is from RefSeq and is a predicted model, not a curated record. The transcript is spliced from 3 exons. Lineage: Eukaryota; Fungi; Ascomycota; Sordariomycetes; Glomerellales; Glomerellaceae.
AUGACUGACCCCUCCAACAUCGCCGGGAUCAUGGACCAUACCGGCACCUCUGGCCACCCGCAGCCGCAGCCGCCAGCACAACGCCAGCCGGUCCUGCGGAGGACCCGGUUCGUCUGCGUCUCCGACACCCAUAACAAUACCGUCAAGUUGCCAAAGGGCGACGUGCUGAUCCACGCGGGGGACUUGACCAACCAGGGCAGCUAUUCCGAGUUAUCAAAGGCAAUCCAAUGGCUCGAGAAAGCAGAUUUUGAGACCAAAAUCGUCGUCGCAGGGAACCAUGACAUCACCCUAGACGCAGACUUCUACUCUCAACACGGAUCACACUUCCACAACCAGACACCACAAUCACCUCAAGACUGCGCAGCCCUCCUCACAAACUCCCCCUCAAUAACCUACCUAGCCCACGAAACAGCAACCAUCCGCCUCUCUUCCCCCUCAGGACCACACACCUCCUUCACAGUCUUUGCCUCCCCGUACUCGCCACGCAACGGCCUCUGGGCAUUCGGCUACGACGCCCCUCAGCACGGCAGUGUCGGCGCCGCGGCGAGUGAUCUACCCACGCUAUGGGACGAUAUCCCCCUCGAAACAGACGUUGUCGUGACGCAUACCCCGCCACACACCCACUGCGAUGAAUCCCGCGCCCGGCGCGCAGCGGGAUGCGAAGCCCUGAGACGGGCCUUGUGGCGCGUCCGUCCGCGGCUCGCUGUUUGCGGACACGUCCAUGAAGGACGCGGCGUCGAGAGGGUAAGUUGGGAUCUGGGCUGCGGCGGCUCAGCAUUCAAAGAAGAAGGCGUCGAACGCUGGAGUGAUCCGGGCCAGGGGAACAAGCAGUCCCUCGUGAAUCUGACAAUCAAGGGCGGGAACCCUCUCCGCAGCGACGGUUCGCACCCGGGGAGGAGUGCAUACGACGAGGCUGUGGGGAGGACAGCUUCCGGUCUGUCUCCGUCUACCCCCGAAACGACGUCAGAAUCCGCCGCAGACCCAGGCCUCGGCACCCGCGGCCUCGGCGGCGAUCCGACAUCACCCCGCACCGACGUCGCCGCGCUCGCUGGACGCCUUGGCCGGCGGGAGACGUGCGUCGUUAACUGCGCCAUCAUGGCGAAGAGUUAUCCGCACGUCGGCGGCAAGACGGCCAACAAGCCUAUUGUAGUGGACCUGGAUUUGCCGGUGUGGGAGUGGGAUCGCGAUGGGAUGCCGCGGGUCGUAUAUGCGGAUUGA